AGCCUGUCUUACAGGUAAGACACUAGCUCAUGGAGCAAGCAGCAUUUUGCCCGGUGCAGUGGUGGCGCGCAAGCCCUGCAAAAUUAAGCAGCAACACACCUGAGGUGACGCACAUAGAUUACGAUCGCUGCACCGCGCGACGGUCCCGCAACAAGUAACGAUUUGCAGCAAUAAGACAGCAGGCUCUCCGGCUUGCAAGACGCUCUCACGUGCCACAAACACGACACAGCGAUGCACGCCCGCCUCCUCGCGCUCGUCGCAACGGUGCACGGCCUCCGGGCCCCGACGCCUUCCAUAAAGCGCACGGCACCUUUACAAGCACUGAAGCUGCACGGCAGCCAGGGCUCGCGCUCACCACUGGUCAACUGGUACCUCGAAGAACUCGACGUACCCUAUGACAUGGCGCCGCCCAAGCCGAGCGACCACCCCUUCGGCCAGAUCCCCUACCUGACGGAUGGGAGUGUCGGUGUUUUCGAGUCUGGAGCUAUACUACUGUACAUUGCGGACAAGUUCGACGACAAAUGUACGACAGCCGAACAACGAGCAAAGUUCACGAAGUGGGUCCUGUGGGCGAACUCGUCGCUGGAUCCCAUUUGUUUUGUGGAGAAUGAGAGAGGCCAGGUCAUGGGGACUAGAUUAGAUCAACCAGGUCGAGCUGUCUCGGUGCUGGAUCAAUUACUGUCAGAGAGCGACUAUCUGGUGGAGAACGACUUCUCCGUCGCCGACGUCGCCGUUUGUUCGUACCUGAACUACGUCCCUCUCUUCUUCCCGUCGGUGCGCCUUUCGUCGCCGAAUAUCGUGUCGUACAUGCGGCGCUGCGCCGAGCGGCCGGCCUUCGCCAAGGCCUUCGGGGCGGGCCACGCGCAAGCUGUGCUCGCCGCGUGCGCCAACGCGGGGGCCGGGGGCGGGGAGAAGCUGUUCGGUCUAUUCUAGGGGUAAGUAAGUGGUCUUUGU
Molecule: messenger RNA, 954 nt
Organism: Pelagomonas calceolata
Lineage: Eukaryota; Pelagophyceae; Pelagomonadales; Pelagomonadaceae
Source: the annotation of a GenBank genome assembly